Cheilinus undulatus (humphead wrasse) is the source of this 3876-nucleotide messenger RNA. RefSeq names its product divergent protein kinase domain 2Ab (gene dipk2ab). The transcript is spliced from 4 exons. Lineage: Eukaryota; Metazoa; Chordata; Actinopteri; Labriformes; Labridae. The record is from RefSeq and is a predicted model, not a curated record. Bases 657 to 1961 code for a protein of 434 amino acids.
GAGGAGUGAGCUUGCUGCCUGAGAGAAGAAAAAAAGAGGCAAUUCCGCGACCACAAAUGGACUCGUGAUAAGCGGACAGAUAUGGACGGUAACGGACAACACGGACGUUGUUGCCCUUUGUGAAGAGGACCGCGUCGUCCAGUCGGAAAGAGCCGGUAUAUGAAGAGUUAAGACUCGACAACCCAACUGUUUAUUUCAGCAGCUAGCAGGCUAGCUGGCUAGAUACCUAGGAGCUAGAAAUGGGAAGCCCGUGUGAGUUUGCAUGAUAGAGGUCUUCGUCGACCUUUGGAAGGGCUGUUUUCGGUUUGAAUCUUGUCGGCGGUGAUUUGAAGCGUCCGUCGCCCUCCUACUGAGUAAACGCAACUUUGAAGAAUGAUAUCAAGUGAGCGCUAAGCAUUUCACUACUACGGACCCGGAGAGGAAAAAAGUCAUACAGGCCUUCUGGCUCGAGGUUGCACACAAACACUAAGGAGGGAGAACAUGACUCACCGGCCCCUGCCAGAAACUGGCACGGGGCAGCUGUGCCAACCUUGCCCCUGCUUGCCACUUUAGAAGCUAACACGGUACACCAUGACAGAGAGGCAUAGAGGAUAGCUCCCUGACGAUCAUCCUCCCUAUCCCUCAAGAACCCCCCUGCCCCUCCCCUUGCCCCCAUCAUGCUGCGCUUUCUGCCUCUCAAACUUGGCCGCCUGUACCGCUGUCUGAAACUCUUGCUGGUGGUGGGAUUGUUUGUCAUCUUGUUGAUGAACACCCACAACCUGUUCGCCUCCUUCCAGAAGAAUGAGCUCAUGGACAGACGCUUCAUCAACCUAAACAAGUGUCCCGCCUGCUUUGGCACCAGCUGGUGUCGCAAAUUCAUGAACGGCCAGGUAUCCUUCGAGACGUGGGGUCGGCUAAGAUUCCUGGACGUUUUCAAUGUCAAGAAUGUUUACUUCGCUCAGUACGGUGAGCCCAGGGAGGGCACCCGCCGCGUGGUGCUCAAAAGACUCGGCUCCAAUCAGGAGCUGGCCGAGAUAGACCAGAAAAUCUGCAAAAGGGCCACAGGCAGGCCGCGGUGCGACCUCAUCCAGGCUAUGUACAAGACUGAGUUUGCAAGGAUCAACGGUGAUGUUCGGCUGCUCACUCCAGAGGUGGUGGAGGGAUGGUCGGACCUCGUGCACUGCCCAUCUCAGAGGCUGCUGGACCGUGUGGUCCGCAGGUAUGCUGAGACCAAAGACUCAGGCAGCUUCCUGUUAAAGAACCUCAAGGACACAGAGAGAAUGCAGCUACUUAUGACGUUGGCAUUCAACCCAGAGCCACUUGUUCUUCAGAGCUUUCCGUCUGAUGAAGGGUGGCCAUUCGCCAAGUACCUGGGAGCGUGUGGGCGCAUGGUAGCUGUCAACUAUGUGGGCGAGGAGCUGUGGAGCUUCUACAACGCGCCCUGGGAGAAGAGGGUGGACCUGGCGCGUCAGCUUAUGGACAUUGCCGAGCAGCUCACCAACAAUGACUUCGAGUUCGCCCUCUACCUGCUCGACGUCAGCUUCGACAACUUUGCGGUCGGGCCACGUGAUGGGAAGGUCAUCGUCGUCGAUGCCGAGAAUGUUCUUGUGGCGGACAAAAGGCUGAUCAAGCAGAACAAGCCAGAAAACUACGACGUGUGGUACGAGAGCCGCUUUGAGGAGUGCGACAGGGAGGCCUGCCUGUCUUUCUCCAAGGACUCUCUCUGCUCCAGGGUCACCGUGGACCACAACUACUACGCCGUGUGCCAGAACCUGCUGUCACGCUACGCUACGUGGCGGGGCACCACCGGAGGCCUCCUCCAUGACCCCCCAGCCCACAUAGCCAAAGACGGACAGCUAGAGGCACUAUUGGACGAGUGCACAAGACCCAAAAAGCGCUACGGCCGCUUCCAGGCGGCAAAGGAACUGCGAGAAUACCUCACACAGCUAGCCGCCGCCUCCUCCUCUGCUUCAGCCAGGUAAUGAAUGGAGUGGGCGUUAGCCUGACGCACUGACAGACUGAAUCCUGAACUCUUUAUCCCCGGACUCUUGACAUUCUGGUUCUUGUACAUGAUGUCAUUCGCCCCCUCUCUGUGCACUGGAACUAGGAGGCGUUGUACGUCUUGCAUCACGAAGUGUAAGACUCAAACUUCAAAGCAAGAUUUGUUAAAGCUCUUGCUGUUACCUGACUUUCCUCUGGUGUUAAAGAGGAGUGUGGCGCUAAGAGAUUCUGCUUAGAACCAGGAUAGAGUGGGGAUAGAGGUUACCUCUACUCUCCCUGGGUGGGCUGCCAUCCAUCAGUGGGGGGGGGGGCAAGAAAGGGCUCUGGUAAAUGCAUCAUUCACUGGACCCGGGCUAAAGCAAACCAGAGCAUCCAUGCAACAACAUGGCACAGCCCUGAACACAUCCAUCCUCCUGUUUACUCUCAAAUCUGUCAGAACUGUUGUGUUUCAUAACAUCCAAUCCAAAUACCUGUUUCAUGACGCCCCUGAGGGUCUCUUAUUUUCUUAUUUCAACAUUCUUUUCAGGGCUGAUUUAAAGUAAAUUGGUGCGUUUACAUUUCUGCUGCACCAUGGCAUUAUAUUUUUUUCUGUGUAGCAUGGCUGCAGCGAAGGCAAAGGUAGCAUGAAUCUGCUGCUGUCAGGCUCAGCUAACAGCAGGUAGAGAGGAAAAAAGAAAACUUGACGGUUAUAUGAGUCUGAUUUCCUGCUACUCCAAUCAAUCACUUGAUUUCCAGGUUCCAAGAUUGUGGCAAUCAUUUUAUUUCUUUUCAUGUGUUUUUUUUUCUUUUUGUAAUAGGAAACAGAGUGAGACAGCUGCCCAUAGGAAAAGGAAGGGAAUAAUUGGACAGUGGUGGUCCCUUGAUGCAGAUGUGCCUAUACCAAAGAGGCUAUAUAUGAUAUUAAGAACCCUAAGCAGUACAGUGAUGCACCUUUCCCUCCAGAUGUUCCCCGAUAGAGCUGUCCAAAAGAGCUGGAAUGUAUACAAGAUGGCAGGCCUGCAUACUAAGUUUUGGAUUUUGGACAUGUGCAAGUCAAAGAUUUUUACUCCUUAGGAUUUGUAGAAGCUGAUCUGACAGGCAUACAGAUCUUCUAAUUCAACCAAAAAUGAAAGUGGGAAAUAAAGUGAUUCUUUAAGCUUCAUAAUAGUGGGCUCCAGUUCCAUAUUCCCCAUAUAUUUCUAAUUGAUGGAUUCAUCCUUUCGUCAAACUUCUCCCACAAGUGCUGCAUGCAGGAAGCGCUAUCAAAUUAAUAUGGAAAAAAAAAAUCCUAAAUUACUUCCUCGCUCCAGAACCGGCUCCUGACCUGCUCUCUUAAAUUUUGCAGCCCAGAAAUUUCUGCUGAAUAUUUAAACACUCAGCACCACUUAGAGGUUUGGUUGCUUUUACACUAAGGAGUACCAAGGAAUUAAAGCAGAAUCACAAAUACAGGCUUAUUUGGUAAUGGAUUAUGAUAGGAAAUAACCUUAAAAAAUCCCUUUUCUUUGUCCCCUAGUGGAGUAUUUAGUAACAUUGGUGAACAAUCAUGUAAAUCUAAGCCACUCCAUGUGAAACUAGAAAGCACAGCAGGUGCUUUUUUGUCCUCAGUCAAGACCCGCACAGCUGAUAUGGCCCACGUCAGUAAAGAAAAGCAAUAAAGAGAAGUUUGGCUAAUGGGUUUCUGGCUUUCUGGCUUUCAACGGCCCUUUUUCCACUCCCUCGCCUCUUUGUUGUGUGCGAUAUCUUUCUGUUCCCUGAAGUUGAACCUGGAGGGAUUUGUAAGUGCGUUUCAACUAACUGUCCACUUUUGUACUGUAAUUUUUCUUUUGAGUAUUAUAUCAGCAUUGUCUGAUUUUUCCUGUGCCUUUCAUUCAAAAGUUGUAUUUACAACUUUUUAGUGGGUUUAAAUAUUAAAAUAAA